AUGUUCACGAGAUUUAUAGUCACAUCCGAGAAAAGACACAAUGAUCAUGAUGCUGCAAUACAAGAGACCAGAACAAUACUUAGGAAUCAGCAAGCAUCUAUUCUCAACACUGAAAAACGACUUGGGCAAUUGGCACACCAAGUGAACGAGAGAAGACCGGGUGAACUUCCAAGUAAAACUGAGAAUAAUCCGAGGAUGGAGAAUGUGAAUGCUAUAACAUCUAGUUUUGGGGAAAUUUUCACUCCUCUGACCCCUACACAGAAGGUCUCAACUGAGGUGCCUGCAGAAAAGACAGAAGGGUCGAGUUCAGCUAAACCCGACAUGACUCGUCGAGUCCCUCUAACGGACUCGACGAGUCCAAGGUCUGAAGACAAAAAUGCUAUUUACUUAAAGACUUAUAGGCCACCUUUGCCAUUUCCAAUUCGAGCCAUGCCUGAUGAAAGGGUUAAAGCGUACAGAACUUUCAUGGAACAUGUUAAAGCCCUUCAAGUCAACAUACCAUUUGUUGAAACGAUGCUUCAAACACCUAAAUAUUUAAACUUGCUUAAGGGUCUUUUUGCUGCUAGAAAGGAUAUAGCUGAAGUAGCGAAGUUAGUAUUAGAUGAGCUACCAGAAAAGAAGGGUGAUCUGGGAAGCAUCUCGACUCCUUGUCAGUUUGGAAAUAUACUUGCUACUCAAGCAUUGACCGAUUCGGGUGCAAGUAUUAACAUAAUUCCUUUUUCUUUCUUCAAGAAGUUGAAUCUACCGGAGCCAAAGCCUAUUAAUAUGAAGAUCCAUCUAGCGGACAAGAUAAUCAUUCGUCCGAGAGGUGUUUGUGAAGAUCUUCUCAUAAAAGUGGACAAAUUUGUAUUCCCCGUGGAUUUUAUAGUGCUUGACAUGGAAGAAGACCCCAAAAUUCCAAUUAUUUUGGGAAGAUCAUUUUUGAAUACCGCAUGUGCAUUGAUAGAUGUAUGCGAGUCCACACUAACAUUAAGGGUAGGAGAUGAAUCAACAGUGUUUAAGGCUAUACAAGAGGUUAAGCAAGAAGAAACAAGAGAAGAAGAAAUUUCCUCCAUUGAUUUGGAUGAUGAAAUACUACAAAAAGAACUUGCACUCUUACAAAAAGAAGAUCCAAAUAAAUUUGUACUAUCUUCUGGAGGAAAUGGUGAUGCUGAGAAAGACUUAGAGGAGAUAGAGAAGCUAUUGAAGGGAACUGAUUCAGAAAAAUCGAUGGAAAGUGAGGAAUGUGCAUCGACUCGCUGA
Molecule: messenger RNA, 1242 nt
Organism: Lactuca sativa (garden lettuce)
Lineage: Eukaryota; Viridiplantae; Streptophyta; Magnoliopsida; Asterales; Asteraceae
Source: RefSeq, a predicted model, not a curated record